Mytilus californianus (California mussel) is the source of this 2932-nucleotide messenger RNA. RefSeq lists its product as uncharacterized. The transcript is spliced from 10 exons. The record is from RefSeq and is a predicted model, not a curated record. The coding region runs from base 325 to 2451 and encodes 708 amino acids. NCBI's taxonomy places the organism in Eukaryota, Metazoa, Mollusca, Bivalvia, Mytilida, Mytilidae.
UGUAUGAUCACACAAAUAACUCUUAUCAUUGCGUAUCAACAUAAACGUUGGAAGACAUUAAAAAGAAAAGCCAUCUAAACAAUAGUAGAUGGAUAAAUACAUAUAAUCAUUCGUUUUGCAUUCAUGGAAAGCGACGUUGACCAGUACUAUUAAUGAGCCAUUUUUGAUGUGCAUAUGGAAAGUUACACAGACUGCUGAUUUUCGAUUUGUUUUUGCAGCAUUAUUUUUUACAAUCGAGAGAACAUUUCCAUAGUGAAAACAAUUGAAAGCAUCUUCAAAGUGUUAUGUGUCAUCAGAUAUCAAUGUACCCAACUCACCGCUGCAAUGAGUACCAACACACCCGAGGCACGGGAUUUAUUACGCCUUUAUAAAUGUGUUGUCGACACAGGUACGGACGUUCUCACUGCCUUUGCUAAAUAUAAACUAUUACCAACAUACAACGGAAAUUUUAAACAAUAUCUUGAUGACAAAAAACAUGAACUAUUCCAUCUCUGGCAAUCUCAGAAGCUAUUGUGUUGCGCAUGCCCAGCAGCAGGUUGCAAUCUUAAACGAAUGAGUCACAUGAGUAACUGGAUAUUUAAAAAGAUUUAUGAAGAUAAUGGUACUGAGAAUAGGGGACAUAUUGUCCGUAAUAGCAGAAAUAUUGUACAAGUGUGUCUACACAAAUAUGUCACACGAAACAUUGCGAUUCACGAACUUGAUAUUAGUACAAUAUCGUUUCUUCUUCGGAAUUUGGCCAUACUAUCCCAAAACGAAACCACUUCAUUGGAUAUAAUUACCACCACAAGAAGUCAGAUUUGCCAUGCUUAUUCCAUGAACUGCUAUCCCAUGGCCUUAUUGAAUACAGCGUGGACUGAAUUAGAGAAUGCUUUAAUAGAUCUAGUGGAUCCGUCUUUCAAACGGAUCAUCCGAAAAGAAAUCAAGCAAUUGCGCAAAGCUGAUUUAGAGAAGGAAGAAAUAACAGAAUUGAUGAAAAACGCUGAGGAGGUCAAUAUUGUUUUAGUAGAAUUGAAAUCCUCCUGUAAUAACAAUUUCAAGCAUUUUAAAGGUAUGGAAAGCAGACUUACAAAUAUGUCAUUCAAUAACACAGAAGAUAUCAAACAACAUACUACUGAACAAACAAGAGUUUUGGCAACACAAGCCCAACAAGCACUCUCAGAAAAAAUACAAAAUACAGAGGAGAAAUUAGAAAACUGUAUCAAAUUCGAGGUCGAAGAAGUGAUGGAAUCUCAAGAAAGCCGUUUUCAACAAAUAGGAAAUCAGCUGCAUGAAACCAGGACAGAUAUCAAGGAAGUCAAGGAAAACCAAGAGAAAACACAAGUGGAAAUAUUAAGAGCCAUACAGAAUUUAACGCUGUCAGUGAAGUAUGAAAGACCUGUCAACUUACUUGUACCUGAAGAAACAUGUGAAGAUGCAAUGGAAUGUCCUGUCCUCUGGCAAAUAGAAACUCCUGAGCACUGGAACCUAGAAGCAGUAGAAGCAACGCUUCGAAAUCCAUCAAACAAUGAUGAACAAUUUAAGGAGAAGUUUGUGAGGAAAGGCUCUUUGAUUAUGUUGACAACAAUAGCAGCAAGUAUACUCAUUGAUCCUGAAGCAUUUGAAGCUGCGGUCAUAUCAUUCCUUACGAAAAUGAUAGACGACUGUAAUAUCAACACAGACACACCUUGCCGACUUGACGUCACGCUUCAUAUUUUGAAUGCUAAUGAAGUAAACGUCACAUGCAUAUCACCAAGCCCAUCUUCAGACGAAAAAGCUGUUCAAACUGAAGGUAUAACAAAGCACAGGAACGAAUCUGAGAAAUUUGAUGUAGCUUUCUUAAAUGGUGACCACGAAAAAGAAAUCAGAUGGGUACACACCAUGUCAACAUUGUUAAAAGAACAAUAUGGUAUCACAUGUGCUAUUCCAGCUGUAGAUUAUCUGCAUGGUUUUCCAUUAAAAAGGAGACUGAAUCGGUAUCUUAAGAAUUUCAAAGUAGUUAUAUUAACCGUCACACAGAAAAAUUAUACAGAGUAUUACGAUUACAUAGAAAGUGAAAUGCCAAUUAUAGUUGUCGAACUAGAUUAUAUUAGUCAUAUUCGUUGGACGUUAUGGGACUACCCAUAUAUCAACUGUACAACAUGUGCGCAUUUAUGGUUCCCGAGACUUAUGGAUACACUGAAGUCAAAGCUACCCGAUCAUAUUAGAGAAAGGAUUGGAAACGUUGAUUGUAAACUGGAAGUAGAGUGUGAAAGGUGCGAUUCUAUAGCCACGAUUCCGGUCUAUCACUUGGUUGAUUUUAGGAAAGGAUUAAGUGAAAAGAAGCUAUUACUUUGUGGAUCACUUGCCGACGAGGCAUGGUUACUGCUUUUACUAAAUCAGAUGACAAAACUCGGAGAUCCAAACUGGAUUUUUAAGUGGAAUAAACAAAUUGAUAAUAAAUUUACAAAAGUAACCCGCAGUAUUUGUCCUUGAGUCAAUAAAUCUGCAAAAAUGUCCGGCAAUAGCAGAUUACGUAAACGAUAUUGUCAAUUACAAUAUAGCUAAAUUAUAUCCGUUAAAGAUUAUUUCUGGAGAAAGCCCACGAUUAUUUGGUCAUCUACCAGAUUUUAUUGAUGCAACAAGUAUGGACCAGAAAGAGUUAGCACAUCAAAUCUUUCAUGCAGCAUCUGAACAUUUCAAUUUUAGCAUGGAACAAACAGUAUUCCAAACUAAAGGACGAAAAACACAGAUACAACAGAAGCACUCUAGAAAUUGGAAUCAAGAGAAGAUUUAAGUUCCGCCUCUUUUUCAAAACAUUAUUGAAUGAAGAACAAACACUUUUUUUCUGCUACAAGAACGUUCUUCUAAUUGUUCUAUUAAAUAUCUGUAGUGUUUGUGUGUUCGUAUAAAGUCUGUUUCUCUUUGUUACCAAUGCAUAACCGCUCGUAAAAUAAACGUGUUAGAGGCUAAUAAA